Messenger RNA from Rhineura floridana, 3375 nucleotides. It is a transcript of the gene DBT, whose product is annotated as dihydrolipoamide branched chain transacylase E2. Bases 69 to 1601 code for a protein of 510 amino acids. The record is from RefSeq and is a predicted model, not a curated record. Gene Ontology annotation, molecular function: lipoic acid binding; acetyltransferase activity. The transcript is spliced from 12 exons. NCBI's taxonomy places the organism in Eukaryota, Metazoa, Chordata, Lepidosauria, Squamata, Rhineuridae. Gene Ontology annotation, cellular component: cytoplasm; mitochondrion.
AUGUUGGGGGCAAAUGGUGUUUUUUGGACGCAGAUGAGGUCACCUCUUUGCUGAAGUUAAACAGGUUUAUGGUUCGUCUGUGCCUAGAUGAGAGGGUCCUGGGAAUCCCAGGUACCCUGUUUUCUGGAUGUGCCAAGAAGAUCAUUUCUCAGUUUUUACUAUGUGAACUACUUGAGCUCUGUGUCCGCCAUAUUAGAUUGUACAGUAGCUUCCAUUUGCUAAAGUCAAAAUACAUUUGUGGGUUUGACAAGUCUGCAUGGAAGCAUAGAAAUCCACACCGAUUGUUCAGAACAACUCUUGUUUCACAUGGCCAAAUCGUCCAGUUCAAGCUCUCUGAUAUUGGAGAAGGGAUUACAGAGGUGACUGUGAAAGAAUGGUAUGUAAAAGAAGGUGAUGUUGUAUCACAGUUUGACAGCAUCUGUGAAGUACAAAGUGAUAAAGCCUCUGUCACCAUCACCAGCCGUUAUGAUGGCAUCAUUAGAAAACUCCAUUAUGACUUAGACGAAGUUGCCUUUGUGGGGAAACCACUAGUGGAUAUAGAAACAGUUGCCUUGAAAGAUGUAGCAUCUGAAGAGGAUGUUGUGGAAACGCCUGCCGUGUCACAUGAAGAGCAGACCCACCAGGAGAUUAAAGGCCACAAAACCUUGGCCACCCCUGCUGUUCGUCGCCUUGCCAUGGAAAACAAUAUUAAACUAAGUGAAGUUGUUGGAACAGGGAAGGAUGACCGUAUCCUCAAAGAAGACAUUCUCAAUUACUUGGCCAAGCAAACGGGGGCUAUUUUACCUCUUUCGCCCAAACCUGCAAUUAUCGCACCUCCAUCCAAAUCGAAGCCUGCAGCAGACAUGACAAAGAUGCCAAGAAUUCUUGUGCCCAUAUCCAAACCUGUAGAAAUGUCAGGGGAAGAUAAAACAGUGACUUUAUCAGGAUUCCAGAAGGUAAUGGUGAAAACUAUGACUGCUGCUUUGAAAAUUCCUCAUUUUGGUUAUUGCGAUGAGAUCGAUCUCACACAACUUGUCCAGUUGAGAGAGCAGUUGAAACCUGUAGCACAAGAACGGGGGAUUAACCUCACCUUCAUGCCCUUCUUUUUAAAGGCUGCUUCUUUAGCCUUAUUACAUUACCCUAUUCUUAAUGCUGCAGUGGAUGAAAACUGCCAAAACAUCACUUACAAGGCUUCUCACAACAUUGGAGUUGCUAUGGAUACAGGACAAGGCUUGGUUGUCCCCAAUGUGAAAAAUGUUCAAGCUUGUAGCGUGUUUGAGGUUGCUUCAGAAUUAAACCACCUGCAAAGCUUAGGGUCUGCUAAUCAGCUGGGAACAAAUGACCUCACCGGAGGAACGUUCACACUUUCCAACAUUGGCGCAAUUGGUGGUACCUAUGCGAAACCAGUAAUACUGCCUCCUGAAGUAGCUAUUGGAGCUCUUGGAAAGAUACAAGUCCUUCCUCGGUUUAACAGUAAAGGUGAAGUCUUUAAAGCACGGAUAAUGAAUGUAAGCUGGUCAGCCGAUCACAGAGUUAUCGAUGGUGCAACCAUGUCCCGUUUUUCCAACUUGUGGAAAUCUUACUUGGAGACCCCUGCUUCCAUGCUGCUGGAUCUUAAAUAAAGAAAACAAAUGGGUGGACACAUCUUUUUACAUUUUGGAACAGCUGUCAAGCUAGCUAUGCUAGCAGGUGCCCUUAAAUACUACAUUUCAUAAUUCAUGGUUACAAUGCGUGAUCAAUAGGCCUUUCGGAUCACUCGUCAGUGUACAGAUUAGCCAUUGCAUUUGUCUAGUUGAGUAGAUUAGUUUGUAAAUUAUUUGGCUAGAGGCUGUCAUAGGGGAUGGAAUGGCUUUUUGGUAAGGUAGUGGGAAAUCUAUGAUGAUAAAACAUGCUGUAUUCCACUAGACUGACAUUGCCAGAUGAAGGCUGCUAGUGUUUGUUUUUUAAAUUGCUUCCCUUUUUGUCAGAAUUUAUUCCUGAUUGGAAACAGGAGUUUCUUUUGGACAAAACUAAAGGGAUGUUACAAAAUGUCUGAUGCAACAAAUGCACAAAUCAUGUUUAAAAAAUGCUUUUGUUUUGCUUAUUUUAUGAAAUAUAUAGGGAUAGCCUUUCCUUGGUUAAUGAUGCUAACUUUCCUUUUUUCUUUUUCUAAUGUCCUUUCUACCUAAAAUAAUUACUGUAAUGUGUGAGGCAGCUGUCAGUUAAUGGGAAGAUCCUCAAAGUGUCCAACAGCAGUUUCUAAAAUCUGCAGCCCAUGCAAGCACAGCUUUAAUUACGGAGUUAUACGUGAACAGCUUUUUCUCCUGUAAAGCAAGGCUUCUGAAGUAUCCAAAGAAUCUUGCAUUUGGACAGUCAUUGGUGCUCAAUAUCAAGAUGGUACGGAUGGGUAUGCAGUGUGAAAUCUAAUGAAUGUAACAGAGCGGUCUACGGAAGAGUCAUAAAAUUUGUUAAUGGCCAAUUCAUGCCUUUUGUUUAUCCAUGUGAGUAGAGGCCUGAGGAUGGCUGGGGCUGGAAAGGCAAUUGGGGGACUAUAAGGGGGAAGUAAAGGCAUUCAGUAGAAAGAUGGUUUCCCAUUUACAUGAAAUAAAUACUUUGAAGAGACAUCGGGCUCCAAAUAUGUUAAUGGUUAAGUGGCUUCAUUUGAACAUUUCCCACAGCACCAUAGGGAUUCACACACCGUUUUUCUGCAUGCUCAUCUAGAGGCUAAGGGUUGGAUCCAACUAUUCUGCACCCUGAUUGGCUUCUGUGAGUGCAGUGGAACGUCUCUUCCCUGGCACCCUCCCCAAAUCUGCUCUGGGGAUUACCCAAACCCUCCGGAGCAGAUUUGGAGGGGGUUAAUGGUGAGGGGGCAUGCUGGGGAAGGAGAGGGAGGGGAAGUUCUGUGGCACUUGCAGAAUGACUUAGUUGGAUUCAACCCUUAAUGUAUUGCGUGGGCUGGAUGUAAGAGCAGAUAAAACCUCAGAUGCAAAGAGAAAAGGGUUUAAGACAGCUAAUACAUAAACACGCGGCUCUUUAGCAAGAUUAGAAGUGGUCUUAGAGCAUGCCUGAUUAAAGGCUGUAAGUGACAGAAACUACUAUGCACUUUUAAAGGAAAAAAAUAAGCUUCCACAAAUAAUAUGGGAAAUAAUCAAAUGCACGCACACACAAUGCUUAUUUUCAAACAACAUUAUAUCCUCACUUUGAAGGUUAUUUGGUUAAACAUCACUAUAAACUCCUAAUUUGUAGAGUCUGUAAUUUUUUAAAACAACAGCAACACUACCCUUGUAAUAUAUAAUCUGUGAAAAGAAAGUUGAGGUAAAAUAUCUCAAAUUAAAGACCCUUUCCUGUCUUUGUUGGUCUGAGGAUCAGGGGAGAGGGAUGUGAAGUGAUACUCAUGUCUCUUGUAGAUCCAUGAGG